Messenger RNA from Paramecium sonneborni, 1072 nucleotides. The record is from the annotation of a GenBank genome assembly. Lineage: Eukaryota; Ciliophora; Oligohymenophorea; Peniculida; Parameciidae.
AAUUAAAUAAACAUAUAUAGAAUAUGUUAGCUAGCAAUGAAUUAGUAUUGGGUGAUUAGUAAAUAUAUUUAUGAUGAAGACCAAAGCAAAUAAAGUGUCCUUUUUGUUCAAAUUCAACAGUUUCGACAGUUACUUUUAAGAAUGGAUAUAUAAGCUAUAUUACGUGUUUCUUAGUUUUGUUGAUUUUUGGACUGAUGCCAAGUCUCUUGUUGAUUCCAGUAAUAAUGAUAUUAACGAGAACUUUAAUUCAUAAGUAGUUUUGAUAAAAUGAGUUUAGAUGUUCUGCAUGUAAUGAAGAAAUUGGUGGUGAUGGAAAAGUAUUUCAUGUAUUAGGAGUAAAGGAUUCAGUAUGAGUAUUAAUCUAUUUUAAAAGAUGAUGUCAUUUAAAAUUGGAGAAUUCGGUGUUAUAUUAACGAAAAGAAUAGUAAUUGGAAUAUUAUUAUUAAUCCUAACAUUAGGAGUAUUGUGGUAUAGAAUAAUGGAUAUACCAACUUAAUAAUGGAUGGAUUAUCAUUAACAUUAUACACCAAAUAUAACAAUAGCAGACACUUGGACUGAUUAUUUAGAAAAAUGCACUAAGGAGAGAAUAUUUUAAAAUCGCUAAUCUUAUUAAAGUUGUGAAUAAAAAUACAUAGAUCGAACAAUUGUUGACUGGAAAGGUAUAUAAAUAAAAAUAAUGAUAUCAGGUUAUGCAAUAAGAGUAGAAGAUAAUCAAUAAUCAUUAAUGAAGUUUUUACAUCAUUCUGUUAAUAUUUUAGUAAAGAUGGAUCCUGCAGAGAGUGAAUUUCAUCCUGAUUUAUUAUUGACUGCUGAUAGUGAAGUAGCAUUUGAAUUAUGUAAUUUAAUUAAAAGUAUUUUAGCAUCUGAGAUUGAGAAAUUAGAAAGAGGUAGUGAAUUCAGUUUCACAGCUGUAAUUAAAUCUAUUGGAGAUUUAUAAAAUAUAAGACACUUUCAUCUUCUCAAUUUAACUAAACUCGAAGGUUACAUAGAAAUUCAACCUCAUCUUCAUUAAUAGAGUAGAUAUGGUAAUUCUUAAUAGUUUCUUGCUUCAUCAAAUAAUUGAAUAAAUGAG